GCCUCAAACUCAUCUCACGCCGUGAAACUUCUUGAACCGUCGUAAAGCAGAGUCAGGAAACUGGAUAUCGGUCACGAUCUCCGCAUCUCGUUGCCGAGGGAACGUUCUCUGGCUCGGCCUUGAAAAUGCGGUCGUCCAGCCAGUGCAUCGGCGGCACGCGAUUAAUCGCUGUUGGUCUCGGUCUCCGGAUAACACGUUGACGUCUGCAGCUGUUGUGAGGAGCUUGUGCGCAAAAAAAGUGGCCGACAAUGACGCCAGCCAAACGUGUGUGCGUCAUAGGUGCCGGUCCCAGCGGUUUGGCAUCGGCACGACAGAUGUUGGACGAAGGAUUCCUGGUUGUCAUGUAUGAUAUGUCGGACACCGUGGGCGGAUUGUGGGCUUACACGGAACUACAGGAAGAGGGAAAAGCUUCAGUCAUGCGCAAUACCAUCAUGAAUACGAGCAAGGAAAUGAGCGCCUUCAGUGACUUCCCACCACCGCCAGAGUCGGCAAACUACAUGCACAACAAGGCCAUGCUGUCGUACUUUCAAUCGUACUCCAAGCACUUCGAUUUAGGCAAGUGCUUCCAACCAAAUAAGGAGGUCAUUCGGGUGAAGCAGGAUGAAAAUUUCGUCGAAACUGGAAGGUGGCACGUAGUGUUGAGACACACGAAGACGGGUGUCGAGAGCCAGGAGAUCUUUGAUGCCGUCAUGAUAUGCAUCGGUCAUCACGUUUAUCCACAUAUGCCAAAUUUCCCUGGCCAGGAGAACUUCAAGGGCACGAUAGUCCACACGCACAGCGUCAAGGAAGCGGACGACUUCAAAAAUCAACGGGUCGUUGUAGUCGGGUUAGGAAACUCGGCUGGCGACGCUGCUGUGGAGAUAGGAAAUGUGGCAUCGCAGGUAUACCUAUCAACUCGUCGUGGCGGCUGGGUCAUGAAGCGCGUCGGACCUAACGGAAUACCGAGAGACCUCACCGCCAUAACGCGGCUCAACAACUAUGCGCAGCGCAUUCUGCCAGAGUCAUUCAUAUCUGGCAAAGUCGAAGACAUGCUGAACGCUGCGUUCGACCAUGAAGCAUAUGGCUUGAAACCGAAACAUCGCUUCCACCAGCAGCAUCCAACGACUAACGACGAAAUUCCCAAUAAAAUUCUCAGUGGCCAAAUCAUGGUGAAAGGAAGGAUCGUGGGGUUCACGAGUGAAGGCGUCCUGUUCGAAGGCGAGCAGCAGGUGACCCCAGUGGAUGCUGUCGUCCUUGGAACAGGAUACGAGUUCAAGUUUCCCUUCUUGCCUGAAUCCAUUGUACCAGUGCACGAGAAUCGGGUUCGACUGUACAAGUACGUGAUACCACCGGACCUGCCCCAUCCGACAUUAGCAGUUAUUGGUCUCGUACAGCCUCUUGGUCCCAUCUUCCCCGUCGCUGAGAUGCAGGCCCGCUGGUUCGCUCAUCUGCUUGGUGGGAAAAUCCGGUUGCCGCAAACCACUGAAAUGCACCGAGAUAUCAACGCUAAGCAGGAAGCUGUGGAUAAACGGUUCGUUCCUUCACUGCGGCACACACUGGAGAUGAACUGGGUCGACGGCAUGGACGCCAUGGCCUCAGAAAUCGGAGCCUGUCCUAAUCUCGUCAAGUACUUCUUCACGGACCAGGCGCUAUUCUGGAAACUGGUUCUGGGACCCGCUGUUCCUUAUCAAUACCGACUGGAAGGGCCUCAUGCAUGGAAAGGUGCAAGAGACGCCAUAUUUGGAGUGAGGGCAAGGAUUGUCGCUCCUCUUAACAAGUCGCAAAAGUGGUUUACGGGGGAAGAGAGCGCAUCACGGACCGUCUGCAUCAUGAUAGGACUACUUUUUAUCGCAUUAGCUUAUGUUUUAUGUAGGUACUGUUAGCAAAACCUUUAUAAUUGUAACGUAGUAUCCUGGGAGGCACGUGUCGUACGGGCUGCGAUAUUCCGGCUGUCCAGAGUGUGUGUGAGUGCAAUACAUACACCAUUGAGUAGUGAGUUGUAAGUACAUCGUUUCGAAAUACAUUGAGCAGAUUACUCCUAUUCUACAUUUGUUGUUGUUGCGUAAAUGUUCUAAUGCAAGUUGCUCUCAUGAAAGGAAUAGUUCUGUCUCCAAGGGGCGAUUUGUAAAUUUCUAUUUCAAUGUGCAGUCAUUCCCCAAUCAACCGAACCCCAUUCUUCACCUUCUUACCAUACAUAUCAUGUAAGACUUGUGACAGCCCUGAUAAUAAAAGCGCGACCGUAGUUGAAGGGCUGCUUUUUAUCUUUCAUGUGUAAUCGCGAACCACUCCUUUCUCUGCUUUCCGCAUUCGUUUAGCCAAAGACAAAAUGUGCUGUAAUUUGUGACGCAUUAAUAGAGGUUCUUCUGCCUUUAUAUGCGAAUAAAACCAACCUUUUUCGUGUCAGA
Molecule: messenger RNA, 2384 nt
Organism: Ornithodoros turicata
Lineage: Eukaryota; Metazoa; Arthropoda; Arachnida; Ixodida; Argasidae
Product: flavin-containing monooxygenase 5-like
Exons: 7
Coding region: 249-1862 (537 amino acids)
Molecular function (GO): flavin adenine dinucleotide binding; NADP binding; N,N-dimethylaniline monooxygenase activity
Source: RefSeq, a predicted model, not a curated record